Molecule: messenger RNA, 864 nt
Organism: Alternaria rosae
Lineage: Eukaryota; Fungi; Ascomycota; Dothideomycetes; Pleosporales; Pleosporaceae
Product: ADP-sugar diphosphatase
Exons: 1
Coding region: 1-864 (287 amino acids)
Biological process (GO): nucleoside phosphate metabolic process; ribose phosphate metabolic process
Molecular function (GO): ADP-glucose pyrophosphatase activity; ADP-ribose pyrophosphatase activity
Source: RefSeq, a predicted model, not a curated record
AUGCCCUCCACUUUCCAGCUGUCAGCCUGGGAGCCUGCUAUACCUGUCACAGUUGCAGACGGCCACACUCUCGACGAAAAGAAGCUGCUUGGAUUUCCAGCGUUCAAGAACUGGUUGGAAACACUCAAAAAGAAUCUUAAGGUGCAAACAACUUCUGGACACACGUUUGAGAAGGACCCAUGGCGCCUUGAGGGCGUGAAUAUACACAGCGUCACCGUCUUUGCGAACGGCAAGAUAGGCUUCAUGACGAUUGAAGCCUUGAUGAAGAGUGGUGAUACAGUUCUGGAACGGGUCAUCUUCUUGCGCGGUGGAAGUGUAGCUGUUCUGAUGAUACUACGACCGAAAGACAAUAGGAACGAGCGAUAUGUCAUUCUCACAGAGCAACCACGAAUCGGCGCAUGUAGCACUGCUUUUCUUGAGAUCCCUGCAGGAAUGCUAGACGACAAGUCUGGCGAUGUGAUUGGGAAAGCGAUGGAGGAAAUCCAAGAAGAGACGAGCCUGCAGGUCAAGGGAGAGGAGUUGAUCGACCUGACCGCAAUGGCUCUUGAGCAGGCUCAAACAAAGGAGCAUCUCCAGCCAGCUUUGUAUAUGAGCCCUGCAAAUCUCGAUGAGUACAUCCCGCUGCUAUUGUGGGAGAAAGAUCUGGACCGGAAGGAGAUCGAGGCUCUAAAGGGCAAAUUGACGGGCGAACGCGCGAAGGACGAGUUGAUCACUUUGCGCGUCCGCGAUUACGAAGUGCUCUGGAAAGAAGGCGCAAGAGAUGCUAAGACGCUGUGUGCCUGGGCGCUGUACGAAGGACUGAAUAGGGCUGGUAAAAUUGAGGAGCGGUUACAGCAAAUUCGAAUAGGUCGAACACAAGGAUGA